This is a messenger RNA of Amborella trichopoda, 1285 nucleotides long. RefSeq lists its product as uncharacterized. The record is from RefSeq and is a predicted model, not a curated record. NCBI's taxonomy places the organism in Eukaryota, Viridiplantae, Streptophyta, Magnoliopsida, Amborellales, Amborellaceae.
UCUAAACUCUUUGUUUCUCUCUCUAAAUGCGAUCACCUCUUUCUCUCUCCUCCGUCCUAUCAUAAAGUGUCCAACGCCCCCAUCCAAAACGGCUCCCGAACCAAACCGUUUCUCUCUCUUAAAUCUCAAACGGAACUCUCCUCCGUUCUCCUACGAAAUAAGGCACAUUCCCUCCUUUUAAAGAGGCCUCAACCUCAACCCCUCUCUACUGGAAGCUCAAUAUUUCCAGCACUUGAGCUUGCGCGCACUUCGUUUUCUUCUCAGCUAGAAUUUUUUCAUCUAAUCCAUCAAUAUUUCGCAUUCUGAUGAGUUUUCGUUGAGCCCCUUGUCCAAAUUUUCGGCAAAGCUUCUGUUUUUGUGUCUGUUGUUUAGUUUUUCUGGUGAUCUCCUGAUCUUUUCCGGCGAUGGGCAACAGCAUAGGCAGGCGGAGCACCGCGAAAAUCAUGCGGGUGGACGGUGAGACCCUCAAGCUCAAGGCCCCGGUCCGUGUUGAGGAUGUGCUGGCUGACCACCCGGGGCACGUCCUCAUCGAUUAUGCUCUCGUGCGCGAGCUCGGCAUCCGCGCCCAGCCCCUCGGCCCCGACUCCCUCCUCAUGCCCCGCCGGGUAUACUUCCUUGUCCAAAAGUCUGAGCUGCCCCCAACCCGACCGACACGACGCGUCCGCUCGGCUGUCCCGGUGGCUGCGGGCAGCGCGAAGGAGAGGCUCGAUGGGCUUCUUUUGGCACGGAGAACGGUGUCGGAUUUGAGUCCUAUGGUCGGAGAGGGAGGAGGGAUGAGGGUGAGGAUGAGGCUGCCGAAGGCGCAGGUGGUGAGGCUGAUGGAAGAGAGCGCGGACGGGUCGGAGGCGGCCGAGAGGAUAUUGGAGUUGUGUAUGGAGAAAGAGGGGAGGGAGGAGAGAGAGUGGAAGAGUGGGGAGCUGGUGGAGAGAGGGUGGAGGAGUGGGGAAUUGGAGAAGGGGUGGAGGCCCGGGUUGGGGAGUAUUCAGGAGAAUUGCAGGCCCAAAGAGAAAAGAGGAGUGAGAUUCCAGCCUAUUCAACAUGGAGAGUUGGUGCAAUAGUGUUGCAGGAUACCAGAAGGGAAUUAACAAUGGAGGCGAGCAACAAAAGCAGCCCUGCCAUAGAUUAGUUUACCCUUUUUUUUUCUUUUUUCUUUUUUCUUUUUUUUUUUGGAUGAGUAUUUUUUCUACUUAUUUCCCUUAUAACUAUAAGUUAUAAGACGGUUUUGGAUUUUCUAUUUUGUGUAUAAAUAUAAAUAAUCUAAAGCAUAAGUACUUCGUGGAACCAA